AUGCCCGGAGUUUCCGUCAAGGACAUCGAGUCCCACAAGUUCGUGGCCGCCUAUGCCGCCUUCUUGAAGCGUCAGGGAAAGCUUCCCAUGUUCGUCUCUAUCCAGCGGUUCGCUGACCACUUAUCUACAGGCUGGGUUGACACUGUCAAGACAAGCCACUCCAACGAGCUUCCUCCCCAGGACAUUGACUGGUUCUACGUCCGCGCCGCCGCUGUCGCCCGCCACGUCUACAUGCGCAAGACCGUCGGUGUCGGCCGCCUCCGCAAGGUCCACGGCUCAACCAAGAACCGCGGUUCGCGCCCCUCCCACCACGUCGACGCCUCCGGCUCCGUCGACCGUAAGGUCAUGCAGGCUCUCGAGAAGAUCGGUGUGCUCGAGCAGGACGAGGACAAGGGUGGCCGCCGCAUCACACAGUCCGGCCAGCGUGAUUUGGACCGUAUCGCGCAGACCACUCUCGAGGCUGAGGAGGAGGAGGAUGACGAGUAG
Messenger RNA from Alternaria ethzedia, 486 nucleotides. It is a transcript of the gene RPS19, whose product is annotated as 40S ribosomal protein S19. The record is from RefSeq and is a predicted model, not a curated record. The transcript has 5 exons. Gene Ontology annotation, cellular component: cytosolic small ribosomal subunit; ribosome. Gene Ontology annotation, molecular function: RNA binding; structural constituent of ribosome. Lineage: Eukaryota; Fungi; Ascomycota; Dothideomycetes; Pleosporales; Pleosporaceae. Bases 1 to 486 code for a protein of 161 amino acids. Gene Ontology annotation, biological process: ribosomal small subunit assembly; translation.